This is a messenger RNA of Cherax quadricarinatus, 10436 nucleotides long. The record is from RefSeq and is a predicted model, not a curated record. NCBI's taxonomy places the organism in Eukaryota, Metazoa, Arthropoda, Malacostraca, Decapoda, Parastacidae.
CUGGUGCUCACCUCUGCCACUGACUAGUUGGAGUGCACUCGUUAAAUUUUACAUAGUAGAAUCCUUUCUUCAGUGUUUGUGGCGUUAUCAGCACGAACAUCCUGUUUUUAUAUAUAGUACGUCAGUGAGUGUUAACCAGACCAGAUGGAUGGUUGUGUUCUGGUGAAAAUUAACAAAUUUAAUAACAGGUGUUAAAUAUGUGAACCUGGUUAAAAAAAAAAGUUACACAGUAUUGUAAUGGCAGACCACUAUACAGUGGCAGAUGAAGAGCAUAUACAAGAUCUAAGUAGUCAGCUUAAUGAGCAGCAAGCAAGGAGACAAACUCAAAUAAACAUGCAGGAACAGCAGAUUAAGGAGAGAAGUGAAUGGAAGGACUCCCUUAAUGAUGCUUGGACAGCGUCCCUUGGGGAUUUGGAGGGUAAAGUCCUCACUCUGGGGUCAUCCAACGUUGCUCAUUGUGAAGUGGUGUCCACUGAAGAGAAGUGCAAUAAACACCUUGAUGCAGCUAUAAAUGUUAAUUUACCUGAUGCUAUGCUUUGCCACAUGCUUGAGAUUGAUAGUAGUAGUGCACAUGAAAGCAAAAGCAGUGUGUCAUCGGAGCCUUCCAACGACCCUACUCGACUCUUCAGGAACACCGAAACAGUUACUGAUAAAAGCGACACUAGUGAGCAUUCUAUUUGUUUUGAAGAAACUGUGGAUAGUUUUCCAGACGUACUAAAGAGUGAUAGUGAUGCAGACAGAGAGACUGUGUUAAAGGAAUCUACUUCACCCAGCUGUAUCAGCCCAUCUGAUAAAUCUGCAUCCCCAUUGGGCAGCAAGGAUGUGGUCAAAUUUGAGCUCUCGCACUGGUCCUCGUAUAGUGGGCGCCCACAGUCAGUGCGUCUUAUUAAGGUUGAAGCCAAGAAUGUUAAAAGAACUUCAAGUUAUGAUUCAGAUAUACAAAACAGGUAUAUAGCUUCCAUGGAGCAUCACAUCAAACAACUCAAAGACGAGCGUGAAAGUGUACAGAAGAAAACAUUUAUGAAAUGGGUGAACUCUCAUUUGGUUCGUGUCAGUGCUCGAAUUGGUGACCUCUAUGUUGACCUUCGAGAUGGCAAGCAACUCAUCAAGCUUCUUGAGAUUCUCUCUGGAGAACGACUACCACGACCCACUAAGGGAAAGAUGCGAAUUCACUGCCUGGAGAAUGUCGACAAAGCUCUGCAAUUCUUGCGUGAUCAGCGUGUCCACUUGGAAAACAUGGGCUCACAUGAUAUCGUGGAUGGCAAUGCACGUCUCACCCUGGGUCUUAUCUGGACUAUCAUCCUCCGUUUCCAGAUUCAAGACAUUACCAUAGAAGAGACAGAAAAUCAAGAGACAAAGAGUGCCAAGGAUGCCCUCCUCCUCUGGUGCCAGAUGAAGACUGCUGGUUAUCACAACGUUAACAUUAGAAAUUUCACUACUUCUUGGAGAGAUGGUUUGGCUUUUAAUGCCAUCAUUCACAAACAUAGGCCAGAUUUGGUGCAGUAUGAGAAAUUAUCUCGGUCAAAUCCUAUUUACAAUCUUAACAAUGCUUUCAAUGUGGCUGAAAACAAACUGGGCCUCACCAAACUACUUGAUGCUGAAGACAUAUUUGUUGAGCAGCCUGAUGAAAAGUCCAUUAUCACCUAUGUUGUCACAUACUACCACUACUUUUCUAAAUUGAAGCAGGAGACAGUCCAAGGCAAACGUAUAGGCAAGGUAGUUGGUAUUGCCAUGGAGAAUGAUAGAAUGAUCAAAGAUUAUGAAGGAUUGACUUCAGAUCUUCUCAAGUGGAUUGAAACUACUAUAGAGUCUCUUAAUGACAGAGCUUUUGCCAACUCCUUAGCUGGAGUGCAAACACAGUUGACACAGUUCAACACUUAUCGCACUGUAGAAAAACCACCAAAGUUUGUAGAAAAGGGUAAUCUUGAGGUGCUACUUUUUACUCUGCAGUCCAAAAUGAGAGCCAAUAAUCAGAAGCCAUACUUGCCUAAAGAAGGUAAAAUGAUUAGUGACAUAAAUAAAGCCUGGGAACGUUUGGAGAAGGCAGAGCACGAGCGUGAAUUGGCAUUGAGAGAAGAACUCAUUCGUCAAGAAAAAUUGGAACAGCUGGCAGCUAGGUUUAACCGCAAGGCUGGGAUGAGAGAAACUUGGCUUUCCGAAAACCAAAGGCUUGUUUCUCAGGACAACUUUGGCUUUGACUUGGCAGCAGUGGAAGCAGCAGCAAAGAAACACGAAGCCAUUGAGACUGAUAUCUUUGCCUACGAGGAACGUGUACAGGCUGUUGUUGCAGUGGCACAAGAGCUGGAGACUGAACGUUAUCAUGAUAUUGAACGCAUCAACGCCAGGAAGGAUAAUGUGUUACGGUUAUGGAACUACCUGCUAGAGCUUUUGCGUCUUCGUCGCAUGAGGCUUGAACUUUCUCUACAGUUACAACAGAACUUCCAAGAAAUGAUAUACAUUCUAGAUUCUAUGGAAGAUAUGAAGGUGCGCCUGUUAAGUGAAGAUUAUGGAAAACAUCUUAUGGGUGUAGAAGACUUGUUGCAGAAACACUCCCUGUUGGAAGCAGAUAUUAAUGUUCUGGGUGAGCGUGUAAAGACUGUUAUUGAGCAUUCUCAGAGGUUCCUCGAUGACGAGCAAGUGGAAGGUUAUCGGCCAUGUGAUCCAUCCAUUGUCUUGGAACGUGUGCAGCAACUAGAAGAUGCUUAUGGUGAGUUAGUCAAGCUUGCAGUAGAACGUCGUUUACGCUUGGAAGAAUCCCGCAAAUUAUGGCAGUUCUACUGGGAUAUGGCAGAGGAGGAAAACUGGAUCAAGGAGAAAGAACAAAUUCUGUCAACAUCAGAUAUAGGGCAUGACCUCAUUACUGUCAACCUACUCUUGACUAAACACAAGACAGUUGAAGAAGAACUUCUUUCUCACGAACCCCAGAUAAUGGCUGUUGUGAAAGUUGGAGAAGAACUAAUUAUCCAACAGCACUUUGGUUCUGACAAAAUUCAAGAGAGAAUCGAUGAAAUUAUGGGAAUGUGGAACAACCUUAAGGAGAAAUCUGCAACUAGGAAGAAGAGACUUACUGAUGCAGUGGAUCUGCAUCAGUUCUACACGGAAGCUGAUGAUGUGGACACUUGGAUGCUUGAUAUACUCCGUUUAGUAUCCAGUGAAGAUACUGGCCGCGAUGAAGCCACUGUUCAGUCCCUUCUCAAGAAACAUAAGGAUGUUACUGAAGAGUUGAAAAAUUAUGCUACAACAAUUGAAGCUCUUCACCAACAAGCAUCAGAGCUUAAUGAGAUUGACAGGGAAUCACCAGAUGUGGUUGAAAGAUUGGCAUCCAUUGACAGACGUUACAAAGAGCUCUUGGAAUUGGCAAAAAUGCGCAAACAGAGACUUCUUGAUGCCCUAUCAUUGUAUAAGUUGUUCACAGAGGCAGAUGGUGUUGAACAGUGGAUAGGAGAGAAAGAAAGAAUGCUUCAAACUAUGGUCCCUGCAAAGGAUAUUGAAGAUUGUGAGAUCAUGAAACACAGAUAUGAAGGAUUUGAACAAGAAAUGAAUGCUAAUGCUAGCCGUGUUGCAGUGGUGAAUCAGCUAGCUCGCCAGCUGUUACAUGUAGAGCAUCCUAAUUCAGAGGAUAUUGUAGCUCGUCAGAAUCAACUAAAUCAACGCUGGGCAGAGCUGCGAGAAAAGGCUGAGGGCAAACGUGAGGAACUUAACUCUGCCCAUGGUGUUCAGACAUUCCACAUUGAAUGCAGAGAAACUGUUCUAUGGAUUGAGGAUAAGAAGAGAGUCUUGAUGGAGACUGCUGAUCUUGGUACUGAUCUUAGUGGUAUUAUGACUCUCCAACGACGCCUUUCUGGUAUGGAACGAGAUUUAGCAGCAAUUCAAGCAAAGCUGGAUUCUCUAGAAAGAGAAGCAGAUAAAAUCAGUCAAGAUCAUCCUGAAGAAGCUGAGCUUAUUCGUGAACGUAUUGAACAAAUUCGUGCUGUAUGGGAUCAGCUUACUCAACUCUUGAAGGAACGUGAUGCUAAACUUGAGGAGGCUGGUGAUCUUCAUCGCUUCUUGCGUGAUCUGGAUCACUUCCAGGCCUGGCUGACAAAGACCAUGACUGAUGUUGCUUCAGAAGAUAUUCCAUCUAACCUUGCUGAAGCAGAGAAGCUUCUCAGUCAGCACCAAUCUAUCAGAGAAGAGAUUGACAACUAUACAGAAGACUACACCAAAAUGAUGGAAUAUGGUGAACGUAUAACUGCUGAAGAUGUCACUCCAGCUGAUGAUGCACAGUAUAUGUUCUUGAGAGAACGUCUCAAAGCCCUUAAAGACGGCUGGGCAGAAUUGCACCAAAUGUGGGAAAACAGACAGCAACUUUUGUCUCAGUCUCUUAACUUACAAAUGUUCUUGCGUGACACAAAGCAGGGUGAAGUACUUCUCAGUCAGCAGGAGCACUACCUCAGUAAGGAUGAGACUCCCACAAAUUUGGAACAAGCUGAGAACCUUAUAAAGAGACAUGAAGCCUUCCUUACUACCAUGGAAGCCAAUGAUGAAAAGAUAAAUGGUAUUUGUCAAUUUGCUCAGAGACUUUUAGAUGAAGAGCACUUUGCUGCAGAUAAAAUCCAGAAGAAAGCAGAAAACAUUGAAGAACGUCGUCAGCAAAAUAGGGAGAGAGCAAUGGAACAGAUGGAACGAUUACGAGAUCAGUUGCAGGUUCAUCAAUUCCUUCAAGACUGUGAAGAACUAAAUGACUGGGUACAAGAAAAACAUAUCAUUGCUCAAGAUGAAAGCUAUCGCUCUGCUAAGACUGUGCAUAGUAAGUGGACCCGUCAUCAGGCCUUUGAGGCAGAGAUUGCCAGCAAUAAAGACAGGCUUAUUAGAGUACAACGGGCUGGAGAAGAGCUAGUUAAAGUGAAGCCAGAGAUGGCUGAACUCAUUGGGCCCAAAAUUACUGAACUGAACCAACACUUUGAUGCUUUGGAAACCACUACCAAAGAAAAAGGUGAACGUCUCUUUGAUGCUAACCGGCAAGUGCUUUAUGAACAGACAUGCGAUGACAUUGAUACAUGGAUGACUGAUUUGGAAAAGCAAAUUGAGGGUGGUGACACUGGAAUAGAUCUCACCUCUGUAAAUAUACUUAUGCAGAAACAACAGAUGAUUGAGACACAAAUGGCUGUUAAAGCCAAACAGGUAGAACAAUUAGAAAGUCAAGCUGAUUAUUUGCAGCGUAUGACACCGGAUAAGACCGAAGAAAUUAAAUUAAUGAAAGUAAAGGUAGAAUCAAAGUUUGAGUCUCUAAAAGGUCCUCUAGGAGAGCUUAACAGGGCUCUAGGAAAAAAGAAAGAAGCAUAUCAGUUCAGAAGGGAUGUGGAGGAUGAAAAAUUAUGGAUAUUAGAGAAGAUGCCUCAGGCAUCUAGUACAGAGUAUGGUAACACACUCUUCACCGUCCAUAUGCUAAAGAAAAAGCUCCAGAGUUUAAGUACAGAAAUUGAUAAUCAUGAACCACGCAUUAACUUAGUAUGUGCAAAUGGCAGAAAACUUAUUGAAGAAGGACAUGAAAGUGCAGAUGAAUUCCACAAGUUGCUAGAGGACCUGUUAGAUCAUUGGGCCAAAUUGAAGGAUGCUUUGGAACACAGGAGAUCCAAACUUUUGGUUUCAGAGAAGGCACAACAAUAUCUCUUUGAUGCCAGUGAGGCUGAGGUUUGGAUGAGUGAACAGGAACUUUACAUGAUGGUGGAAGACCGUGGCAAGGAUGAGCUUUCUGCUCAGAACUUGAUGAAGAAACAUCAGAGCUUAGAGUGUGCUGUAGCAGACUAUGCUGAAACAAUAAGGCAACUUGGUGAAACCGCCAGACAUCUCAUUAACGAAGAACAUCCUGACAGACAGGACAUCUCCACUGCCUCCAGCCGCCGCCUCGCUGCAGCAUUUACAACCCAAGCUUCACAACCAUAUAAGAGGGUUGGUACCACUAUACUUUCUUACAUUCCCUUCUUUGCCUCCAUGGAUAAUGUUUUUUGUCUACAAAUACCUCGACGCUCCACACCUUUUUUCUUCAUCAAUUCUAUGAUUAACCUCAUCCUUCAUAAACCCAUCCGCAGACACGUCAACUCCCUUAUAUCUGAAAACGUUCACUUCUUCCAUACUCUCUCCAAUGUGAUAUCCAGUUUUUCUUUAAAUCAUUUGAUACACUUGUCACCCUACUCUUAUCUAUGUUCACUUUUAACUCUCUACCUUUACACUCCCUCCCAAACUGGUCCACAAACCUUUGGCAACAGGUUCAGGAAGACUUCCAAGUCAAGCAGAUAUGCAGGGAUAAACCCCGUGAAAUUACUAACAGAAAAGCUGAAGGGGUUUUUCAGCAGGGUUGAAUUUGCAAGGAUGUUUUUGGAGGUGUACCAGUUUGCUCGUGAUGCAUCUGUAGCAGAGCAGUGGCUUAUUGCUCAGGAGCCUUACCUCUUAUCUACAGAGUAUGGGAGAUCCAUUGAUGAUGUUGAAAACCUUAUCAAGAAGCAUGAGGCAUUUGAUAAGGCAUGUUCAGCCCAGGAAGAACGGUUUGCUGCCUUAGAAAGACUAACGACGCUUGAAGCCCUUAAAGUAACUGAUGCAAGACCACGAGCUAACAGUGGUGAUGGAAUCAGUGUACACCGCAUCUAUCUUCCUCCAUACUCACCUCGCCCACCCUCUCCGCGCCACUCACUCCCCACCCCUGUACAUGCAUAUUUCACAGCAUUUUCUUGUCCGGCUUUAACGCAGUUGCACACUUCUAGGCAAAACAGUUCUCGUGUAUUGUCAGAAAAUAUGCUAGCUAAGCCUGUUGUUAGGAAUUCUUUAAAAAAACACCGGAGACGAUUGAGUUCCACCUCAAAUCCACAACUGUCUGAAACUAUACGCACAAAAGAUUUGGAUACAGACAGUUUGUUUGCAGACAUGUUAAAUCAUCGUUGCAAUUAUUAUGAAGGGCGUCCAACUAGUGCUCCGCCUAGUAAUUCACUACAAAUUAGCUCCAAACUUUCUUCAUAUAAUAGCACAUCCACAUCGAUCAGUCAGUCCCAACAAGUAGAAAAUAGAGACAGUGAAUUUUCCCAUCUAGGUAUUCCAGAUGGAGGUUGUGAUAGUAAAUCCAAUAGUUCAGUUUGUGAAUUUGUUAGUGUGGAUGAAUAUGAAGCUCCAUAUCUAGAGGAGUCUAUUGACAGAAUAUCCGAAUUUUGCUCAUAUGGUAUAGAAUUUAGAAAUGCCUCAGAGCUUGAUUGUAUUAAUGAAAUGGAGGGGGAAGAGAUGAUUGAUCCAGUAAGUAGUUAUAAAGCACACAGAAAAAGUCAGAUAUAUGGUUAUACAGACACAGCUGAGGAUAGUACUACUCUCCCACCCAUUUAUGAAAUAGAAGGUGAGGGAUCAGAAAUUACUGAAUUGACUGACCCACCCAGAUCAGUUGAGUACUGGAGCAGUGAAAGUCUGCUUGAUGAGAAGUCAGAGCUCUUGAGUGUAAAGUCUGGUAAAACUACCUUUGCAGAUUCCCCAAAUCAGAGGCUUACUAAGAAAAAUUAUUGUGCUCAGUAUUGCUCUGAUAAUGAUUCCAUCAUGAGCUAUUAUUCUGUUAUUCCCCCUCCUGAUGGCUUGAGGGAUAGUAUACGUAAUGUUGAUCACUUAGUGGGAAAAUUAGACCUGAAAAAUGUACAGGGGUGCCCCUCUCCUGUAUCACCUUUUCCCCUCACUCCACCCAAUACUUGUGAUUCCUCUCCUAAGCUGUUAAAUGUUAAACACCCUGCAAGAAAUAACCUGCAUGCUCUGUCUGGUGUAGAGUAUGAACUAAAGGAGUUGAAGAGGAAACAGGAGGAGGAGGAAGAAGAGCGGCGAAGACAAGAGGAGCUGGCAAGACUAGCAGCUGCUCCUCCUCCACAGUCACCUGAUCAACCACCAGAUGGAGUUGAUGGUACAGCAGAAGACUUCCAUGUCAAUGGAGAAGAGCAUGAUGAAUCACGAGAAGAGCAUGAUGAGAGUGCCGCAGUGCGAGGGGGUAGUGCACCUAGCACCCCACGACCCCCUUCCACUCCCGCCACCCCUACUUCUGCAUCCAGCGCAGCUCGAGGGCGCCCUACCUCUGCCACCCUUCCAGCACAGUCAUCUCUGUCAUCCACAGCCUCGCCCCCUACUCCUGCUAGUAAGGAGUCACGACGGAGGGUGCGUUCUAGGUCGAAGUCUCCAUUCCGCUCUUUCCGCUGGAAGAAAUCCAAGUCUUCUCCAACCGGAGCACCGGGUAGUGCAUCUGAUGAUGAAUCGAAUCUGGAGAGGGCAGCAGCCCCAAAACACCCACCCUCAGUGGCCCCCACUACAACUGCUACCACGGCAGCGGCCCCCACAACCCCAGCCCCAGCCAAGGAAGAACGCCCAAGCCCCAGUGGAGAUGAAGAUCAACUAGAAGGCAGUUUGGUGCGUAAACAUGAAUGGGAAUCUACCACAAAGAAGGCCUCAAAUCGGUCUUGGGACAAAGUUUUCCUGGUGCUUCGUGGAAAUAUGCUAUUCUUCUACAAAGAUCGAAAGAGCUACCAAGCUGCUCCUGAUGUUUACUUCAGAGCUGAAGCUCCUUGUGAUGUCUCAGGUGGUCAAGCAUCGAUCGCUGAUGACUACACAAAGAAGAAGCACGUUCUGCGACUCAAAUUGGUUGGUGGUGCUGAGUAUUUGUUCCAAGCCAAAGAUGAAGAGGAGUUGACGGUGUGGGUUGGUUCUCUUCAGUAUGCAACAUCAUCUGAAGGAUCAGCCGGUCCUUCUCGUUCCCAGACCCUCCCAGCUGGCUCUGAGAAGAAGGAUGAGCCCAAGAGACGCAGCUUCUUCACCCUCAAGAAGAAAUAAUGGGCUGAAUGUCCAUAACUGUUCACUCUCCCUUUUAUUUUUUUUAUUUCUCAGCCUACACUUAUUACCUUUACAAUAAUUUCCAUUUCUUAAUCUCCUUAGCAGUAUCUUACUCUUCCAAGCCCAGUUUCAGACCCAGUGUGGUAUAUAUACAUAAGAAUUGGAUUGCUAGCAUUGGUCUGGGGGCAUGUAUUAUUGGCUGCUGUUUCAUUGCUACUGGGAAUGGAAUAAGAAUAGAAUUUGCUUUUGCAUCAAGUUUCUUUUCAUGUAAUGUUUCCCAGACUGGGUCUGAACAGCAGUAGCAUCAUGAAAUCAUGUUAAUUUUCAAACAUCCAAUUUUUAUUCCCUUGUUCAGUUAGCAAUACCACACAAGGUAUUAUUUUUCCCAAGGAGUAUAAAGUGUUGAUAGUUUUGUGUAAUAGCUCUGGUGGAAGAAUGAGAGUCUGUGCAGUUUCCAAAUGUCUGCCUAGCACUGCCAUGGCUGAGUUUUCCGAUGAAUGAUCCUCUUUUUGUAGAGGUGUGUGUGUGUGGAAUUGUAUAUUUAGUGUUAUGUCAGAUGUACCUUACUUUACAGAAGUAAUGAUUUGUUAAUUUUAUCUGUCUAUAGCUGUGUAGUAUCACAGUUUUGACUAGAUAGCACAUAAUUGUAUUGUACAGAAAUGUUAGAAUCGUACCUAUUAUGCUGCUUUAUGCUUACAUUUUUAGAAAUAUAAUAUUUCAUGUUUCACUUCAUAGCUGUUCAAAUCAUUACCAGAGUAUGGAAGGCCAGCCAGUAUCAUAAUUUUUGUGAAUGGGCUAAUUCAUUCUGCUUUAAAGUGUAGGUGUGGCACAGUUAUGUUUCAUUUAAUUUUUAAAAAUUCAACCUUAUCUGGUCUUAGUCUACAAAAUCAAGUUCAUCUCUACAUCAACAAUGAAUUGAAGACUCCACGAGUAGUUCUUGGAGCAGCCGCCACCUACCAGAUGGCCAGUUUCCCAAGUGGUCAAGAUGAACACGGUAUGGCUUGCCCUCACUGUGCUUGAUUUUGUGCUUUAAUUAACGUCUAAUUACAUGCUGACUAGUUAACUGCUGGAAUCUCUUGUGUUAGAAAUUUUUCUACACUUUCUAAAGUUCUGUAAUUACAUUGGGAACUAAAGCCUAUACAUUCUAGUCAGGGAACUGUAUAUUACAGGUAUAAGGUUCAUCUCAGUGCUGUAUACCAUUGUGUAUAUGUUACCCAGAUAGGUUGAGAUGCCUUAAAAUCCAUCCCUUAUACAUGGUUUAUGUUAUGCAUCAGUUUUAAGAUUUUUAAUAUUUGUUCCUGAUUGUAUUAAUUGUUUUAAUAAGUGUUCCCUUUGUAUAGCCCCAUUAGUAUUCACAAGAGCUCCAGCAGCACUUACUGGCAGCACUAUGGUGACUAACAGCAAUUUUAUGCAUUGUUCCACAAGCUAUAGACAUCUAUCGGUCAUCUACCACUAACUUUUUAAUGGAGGGAUGUUAGAUACAUGCUUACUAGCUUUAUAGCUGUAGGAUAAGGUUUCUGGCUAAAUUGAGAGAGGUAAUAUUAAUUGUUACAGAUAGUGACCACUGUAUACAGUAUCAUAUAUUGUGACACUUAAAUAAAAUGGUUUUAAGCUAU